Acanthoscelides obtectus is the source of this 513-nucleotide messenger RNA. The record is from the annotation of a GenBank genome assembly. Lineage: Eukaryota; Metazoa; Arthropoda; Insecta; Coleoptera; Chrysomelidae.
AUGAAAGGUAAAAAGAAGCUUCGCUCUCCAGAAAAAUGGAAAAGAAGUUUGAAAAAACAAAAACUAUUCAAAGAGAAAAAUAAACGUCGUGAUGUUGGCAACUGCAGAUGUAAGUGUGGCUGUAAACUAAGUGAAUUGGAGCAGAUUGACAUUUUUGAAAGAUAUUGUAGUCUGUCUAGCCAUGCAGAGCAAACAAUUUACUUACAAGGUUGUGUUAAAAAAGAGCUAAAAUCCCGAUCUCGUCAGCGUAAAGAUGAAACAUCGCGAAGUAGUACAGUUUUUUCCUAUGAAGUUAGUAACGGAAGCAGUAUAAUUAAUUUAUGCCAGAAGGCCUUUUUAGCAGUCCACGGGAUUUUUAAGUCUAGAUUAGAGAAGAAAGUUAGGACGCAGGCAGAACCAGCAGAUAAUAGAGGUCGUCACACCAACAGGCCAAACCGAACCAAAACUGAAUCUCUCCAGAAAGUGAGACAAUUUAUUUCCGAAUUGCCAGCUCGUGAAUCACAUUACACAUGA